AUGUCUAGAGUGGAUGGAGAAGGAAACGAUGAUAUUGGUGCAUUUACUAUUAAUGGUAUAUUUUGUCGGCAAACUCAAAAGUUAACUCUAACAAAGAUAUAUAGACAAGGUACGGGUAAAUGGUUUAUUCAUACGAAAAAAUAUCGUGGAGAAGACAAAUUUGAACUUAAAUAUCGUCAAACUACAGAAUCAUCCUGUGAAAUGACAAAAUAUUGA
This is a messenger RNA of Adineta steineri, 216 nucleotides long. The record is from the annotation of a GenBank genome assembly. Lineage: Eukaryota; Metazoa; Rotifera; Eurotatoria; Adinetida; Adinetidae.